UUGUCAAGCCUGUCCCGCCGCCUGCCCCCGCCGGGCUCAGCCUCCGGCAGGGGUUCCGUAAACUUUUGUGAAGGGAUGUAACGUGCUUUACCGCGGGCUGCCGCUCUGCCCUGACGGUGCAGGUCGCGGAGACCCGGGAGCCGCCCCCUGCUCAGCGGAGAGGGUAGAUCGGAGCGCACUUGAGUGCCGGGCUGUACCGCCCGCCCCGGCGGCGACCCGGCCCGCAGGCGGCGACGGGCGGCGGCGGGCGCGCCUGCGCUCCGCCGCGGCGCUCGAGGAGGCGGCCGAUGGGGACCUGGCGUUGGGUGACAGGCGGGGCGGGGGCGCAGGGCUGAGCUGACUCGCCGGCUCGGUUGUGGGCUCCCCCCUCUCGCCGCAGCCACGAUCGGCAGCACCCCCCUGGAGCUCUGUCAGCGGCGUCGGCAGCGCAGAGAGAGGAGGAUGCGGGCGGCGGAGCGGCAUCAGCGGCGGCGGGCGGCGCUCCCCUGCGGCGCCCAGGCUGGCCGCGGGGCCCCGGCGGGCGGCUGCUGAGCGUGGCGCCGCGGGCAUGCGGCGGCGGGGAGCAAGAGCCGCCGGCAGCGGGGACGCCCCGGCGGGCGGGCGUCCCCUUCAGCGACACUGAGGGAGGAUGGAGCCACAAAGGACUUUGGCUGACACGUGCGGCGGGGCGGCCGGCGGCCGCGGCUAGGGCCACCCCUCUCUCCUCCCUCCUCCCCUCCCCGCUAUGCUGCGCUCCCGCCGGGCCCCUCAGCGCGCUCGACGCACGGCGGCGAUGGAGCCGGCCGGGCUCCUCUGAGGCCGCGGCCGGACCCAGCAUGGCCUCGGUGGGGACCCCAGCGCAGCGGCGCCCCGGGGCGGAGCGGCCGGCUGCGGCGGCGGGGGGCCGGGCGGAGGCGCCGCGGUGCCGCAGCCUGCCCGUGCUCGGCGGGGCGGCGCCGGGCAGCCGCGGGGCCGCGCUCGGCUCCCCCCUGGCGGCCGGGGGGGGCGGCGGCGCUACGGCGAGCCCCGUCGCGGGACCGUCUGCCGAGGACGGGCGGAGCGGAGGCGCCGCCGAGGCUGCCCGGCCCCCCGCCGCCGGCAGCGGGAGCUUCCCCCGGAGAACGGAGGGCGGCCAGUCGGCGGCGCCCAGCCGAGGGGUGUCCCCGGGCACCCCGCUGCCGCUGCGGCCGCCAGCGCUGCUCCUGGCGGGCCCCCCGGGCAGAGCGUGCCUGCGGGCAGUGCUGGCGGACUCGCGCUUCUUCUUGGUGUGCAUGUGCUUCCUGACCUUCAUCCAGUCCCUUAUGGUCUCCGGCUACCUGAGCAGCGUCAUCACCACCAUCGAGCGGAGAUACAGCCUUAAGAGCUCGGAGUCGGGGCUGCUGGUCAGCUGCUUUGAUAUCGGGAGCCUGGUGGUGGUGGUCUUCAUCAGCUACUUCGGGGGACGUGGACGAAGGCCGCUCUGGCUGGCUGUAGGGGGGUUUUUCAUUGCCUUGGGGGCUGCACUCUUCUCCUUACCUCAUUUCAUCUCUCCGCCGCACCAGAUCCAGGAAUUGAACUCCUCUGUCAGUAAUGAAGGCUUGUGCAUGACUGGCAAUGGCACCACCAAAGAGCAGUGGGACUCGCCGGCCUGUGUCAAAGACUCUAGUGGAAACGACCACUCUCUCUAUGUAGCUUUAUUCAUUUGUGCCCAAAUCCUUAUUGGCAUGGGCUCGACCCCCAUCUAUACUUUGGGACCAACCUACCUAGAUGACAAUGUCAAGAAAGAAAACGCCUCGCUUUACUUAGCCAUCAUGUACGUAAUGGGAGCACUUGGUCCUGCAGCUGGAUACUUACUGGGAGGACUUCUUAUUGGUUUCUAUGUUGAUCCAAGGACAACUGUUUAUAUUGACCAGAGUGAUCCCCGAUUCAUUGGAAACUGGUGGAGUGGAUUUCUUCUUUGUGCCAUUGCAAUGCUCCUUGUGAUAUUUCCAAUGUUUACCUUUCCGAAAAAGCUCCCUCCUCGACAUAAAAAAAAGAAAAAGAAAAAGAAGAUGAACUCUGAUGAUGUUUCAAGCGAUGAUGAAGUAAUGAAAGAGAAAACAAAUAGCAAAAUACAAGCAGACAGUGCAGUUCCUGCCUCUAUGGGAUUUGGAAAGAAUGUUAAAGAGCUUCCAAGAGCAGCUGUCAGGAUCUUAAGCAACAUGACAUUCCUUUUUGUGAGUUUGUCAUACACAGCUGAGAGUGCCAUUGUCACAGCUUUUAUUACCUUCAUUCCCAAGUUCAUCGAGUCACAGUUUGGCAUCCCAGCUUCUAAUGCCAGCAUCUACACUGGUGUGAUUAUUGUCCCGAGUGCUGGUGUUGGGAUUGUCCUAGGCGGCUACAUUAUAAAAAAGCUGAAACUUGGUGCGAGAGAGUCUGCGAAGUUGGCUAUGAUCUGCAGUGGUGUAUCUCUGCUGUGCUUUUCAACUCUCUUCAUUGUUGGAUGUGAAAGCAUUAAUCUGGGGGGAAUAAAUAUACCUUACACAACUGGUCCCACUCUUGCCAUGGCCCACAGGAAUCUGACUGGGAGCUGUAAUGUUAACUGUGGAUGUAAGAUUCAUGAGUAUGAGCCUGUCUGUGGAUCAGAUGGAAUAACAUAUUUUAAUCCUUGCCUAGCUGGCUGCAUCAAUAGUGGAAACCAUAGCACAGGGGUAAGAAAUUACACAGAAUGUGCCUGUGUGCAGAGUCGCCAGGUGAUCACUCCACCGACGGUGGGUCAGCGCAGUCAGCUCCGGCUGGUUAUUGUCAAAACCUACCUGAAUGAGAACGGCUACGCUGUUUCUGGGAAGUGUGAUCGAACCUGCAACACGCUUAUCCCCUUCCUGAUAUUUCUCUUCAUUGUUACGCUUAUAACAGCAUGUGCCCAGCCGUCAGCAAUCAUAGUGACACUCAGGUCUGUGGAAGAUGGGGAGCGGCCCUUUGCACUAGGAAUGCAGUUUGUUUUAUUACGAACUCUUGCUUACAUUCCCACUCCAAUUUAUUUUGGGGCUGUUAUUGACACCACGUGCAUGCUUUGGCAACAGGAUUGUGGCGUACAAGGGUCUUGCUGGGAAUACGAUGUCACCUCGUUUCGUUUUGUCUACUUUGGGUUGGCAGCUGCUCUCAAGUUCGUGGGAUUCUUUUUUAUUUUCCUGGCCUGGUAUUCCAUUAAGUGUAAAGAAGAGCAGCUGCAGAGACGGAGAUGGAGGGCUUCGCCGGUGAACACUGUGAGUGAGAUGGUUGGCCAAGCCGGACCCCAACAAAACUAUGCACGGACUAGAUCCUGCCCUACCUUCAGCUCCCAAGGAGACAUCAGUGUGGCACAAGGAAUGAACUGCGUAGCACAAACAUACCCUGGCCCUUUAUCAGAAGCAAUAAAUUCCUCAAAUGAAAAUGCAUUGGAAGAAGUCACUGCUGAGAUAUAGACUCCUGGCUUGGUAAUGUAAUAUUUAGUUUUGUUGGUUGACUUAAUUAUGGCGCCUUGUAAAACACCUGUGCCUUCUAUUUUUAAUCUAAAUGUAACACGUGAUAAAACCAACAAAGCUUAAUGCAAACAACUAUAGUAUGCUCCUGAGGGCUGGAUACCUCAGACCAACCCAAGUUCUUAUUUCUCCCUUCCCAACAAUGGAGUUUUAAAAAUUGUGUUUGUAAUUAUUUCAGAUGUGUCCAUUAAAUGUCUAUGCUCUGAUCUAGCAGUGUAAGGGUGAGGUAUUGUGAACAGCAGAAGUCAGUGGAAGAGUGACAAAAACUCAUAUUGUUGAUGUCUAGACGUCACAAAAAUGCUUAAAUGUAUCGUCAACUUCAUAUCCACAAACUGUAUUUUUAAGAGAUGAGUAAUUACUGUGAGUUCUGCUACAAAGCACAACUGAACUUGUUUAAACUAUGCAACUUAGUUUGAUUAUUUUAUGUGCCACAAAUUAAGUUUAAAGUUAGCUUUUAAAGACAUUACUGCAACUGAAUUUGAAAGGGGCUAUUUUCAGACAUAAGCAUUAAAUUUAAAAAGAACAUAAGGUUUAAAGUACUGUUAACAUGUUAAGCCAUACAAAAUUUAUGCAUCAGGUAGUGUUUGCAAAUUUUGAAGUUGUAAUAUCUUAUCCUGUCAAAAUGUGCAUUAAUUUUCAUUUGAUGGGAUGUAGUCAUUCUUCACAAAGUACACACACUAGGAAAGUAUAAUGCUUGGAGUAAAAAACUUCAGUAUUAAUUUACAAUAACAUUAAGAUGUAGGAAUCAUACACAGGUACCAGAGCAGAUAUGUGCAUAUUUCUACAGUGAUACAGGCAGUUAUUCUGGUGGGUGCUACCAGCACCAAAUCCAUUCUUUUCCUGAAGAAGAAAAUAACCACUUAUAGCCUGAUGGGAGGAACCUGUCUGUCCAGAAAUCCAUGCCAGUGUAGUGCAGCUUCACUGAAAAGAUCUGGAGGGAGAGCUGAUGACCCUAUUUUGUGUCAGAGCAGCUGCCUGGGACCCAGUGAGCCCCUCACAGCCAGAGCGGGUGUGGGGCUGGCGCUGGCACCACUGGCUGCCCAUGGCUGGGGUGGAUAGAGGGACCCUCCCAACAGGGCGGCCAGCAGCCUGCCCAGCGCUGUGGUGGGUACGAGGCUUUUCCCUCUGCUCCUGGCAUGGCCGGGCUGCUGUACUCCCCGCCACCGAGGACAGCUGGGGAGGGAGUGCUGGCUCAGACCCUGUGUCCCUCUCAUUUCUGCCUCACUUCUGCCUCUCCUGCUGCCUGGGGUUGCACAGGAUGGUGGGACUGGUCUCGGAGGUCCCAGCUGUGUGGUUUGUGACUCAUGUGGCUGUCUUUCCUUUCCUCAGCUUAAUUGAAAGCUUCUGUGCAGGCAAAGGGCAAGUCAUCUCUCUUUUGCCAUUCCAGGGGAAUAGCUAAGAAUAGAAAUUGUCUGCAAGCAUGGACCCAUGGGAUGUGAUGUGGCCUUUGCUUAUUCCAAAUUACUGUAGUGUGUUUUCUCCCCAGGAGAUGCUGAGACUUUCUAAUCAAAUGUACUUGGCAUUUCAUUUCUUGCUCUGGAGGCUUUGUAGUGCCAUGCUUAUGAUAUACUAAUAAUGUCUCAAAGGGCAGAGAAUGAUUUCAGGUGGACACUAAGAAGUAAAAAUUGUAUUUUGCCCUGCAGGGAAAGACUUAGAAGUUUAGGAAAUUAAAAGUACUCUUUUAAGAGGACUCAGUGAUAGUCAGGUUUGAAUUUUGCUGUUUAGAGAGCUUGCAUGAAAAUAAAUAGGAAAGAGCAGAACCUCUACAUAUUUUUGAAAAUAAGUAUUCCUGGUUUAAUUUUUAAGUUGAUCAAACAUUGUGUGAAAUCAAGUCCUUGAAAUUAAAGGCAGUACCUCCUUGGCAUCCAUCGAGUUGUCCCGGGAAGAGCAGAUUUCCUUGUCCUCCUUUGCUGGCCGCCUUCUCUCAUCUCCUGGCUCUCCUUGAUCAGCACAUAGGACUAACCCACAGGGCUGGUUCCCCUGCUUGAAAGGGUGACUGCUUAUUUCAGAAUGUCUCAGUCCAUUUAUGUGGCUUGUAAUGAUGCCCACUCUUUCCGUCUGCAAACUCAGAUGCUUCUGCCCCAAACUACAAUGAAGAGGAAUACAGUUUUCAUCACUGCCUGCUAUUCUAUACGUAUUAGGAGCUUUUUGGGGUCAAGUCUGAGGAUUUUAUUGUUCUCUCAUGCAUCCACAAGGCACAACAUACUCUCAAUCAGCAUGUGCCACCUGGGAUGUUAGCUUCUACACUCCUCACCCCAAGGAAUAAAUUUCCUCGGCUCACAGGUAUUGGGUAUAUUUUUUUUCACCAUAGGAGAUCAGGAUAGAUAAUAGAAGUAUCUCCUUUUGCUCGGGUGUCAAAUGUUUCUUGCACCAGGAAUUUGCUGCUGUGGCGAAAAUUGAGGCAAAGUAGUAGGACAAAGAGUAAUUGAAACCCAUCACCCACUAUUUUAAUCACUUGCCCAUUCUAAUCAGCAUAGGAUGAGGUGAAGAGCAACAAUCAUUUUGAAUACCUCAGAAGCAGAGCAUUUAGGGAUUUGUAAAAGGCUGGAGAUGAAUCAUCUAUCCUGAUCUAUUCUGUUUCAUGCCUCUUGUGUGCUUCUGUUCCAUGUGAAUAACAAGGGAGAGCAGAUCAGGCUUGUAGGACUGUCUGGAGCUGUCACUGGUGGCAGAGAGUAAGAAUGAUGGAAGUGACGCAUCUGCAACUGCUGCAGCUUCUGAACUGAUUUCAAGGUAAUUUAGAGCUUGUUGGAAUGGAGACCACCUGUUUUUUGGGCAAUCCUGACACUUUGACUUUCAAAAACAUUUUUUGAAGUGUUUGAGAAAUUGGAAUGUCGAGGGAAAGAUGUUCACUUUGGAAAUGCUGAAAAAGCCUUGUUUACAUUAUUUUGUGUUUAAAAAUAUGUGCAAACCAAAAAGUAAUUCGUUACCUUUCGAACCUUUUUUAGUAUUUUUGGAUAUAGAAAAUUUUCACAAUAUGAAUACAUUUCUACAAAAUCACUCAAUUAAAUCAGCAUCCUCUGAAAGAAAGAAAACCCCAAAUCUGGCCAAUUUUGGAUUGAUUCCCAAAGAAGGCUUCGGUGUAAGAUAUAACAGUCUAAACUAAGCCAAAAAAGGCGUGCAGGGGAAACACAUUAACUUCCUAGAGAAGUCAGUUCUGACAUUGUCAACAUUCACUGAAGUAUGGACUGGGACCUGCUGAACAAAAGCUAUUUUCUGAGGUUGUCAUUGCUGAAGGAAGCAGCAUCACCAGAGAAAUUGCAUGUAUCCCCAGCAGUACUCAUGAUCGACAGGUGGUGCUAAAUUGACACACAGGAAUUAAAAAGGAGCUUUAUCACCCACUGAAGAUGGCCAUGAUGUCUUCCUAUUGUGAAAUCCUCUGACCAUAGAAUAAAAAAUUCUGUUAACUUUUAAUUUCUGUCACCUUCCCCCCAAAAACUAAAGUUUGCUUAGCAGUGAGCACAAGAAGAUGUGAAGCAGGAGUCCUGCUCGCCCACAGGCUGCUAUCGGCAGCAAACCCACAUCAUCUACCUGCAGUUCACUAGCCAGGGAUAAUAUGGAGCAAUGACGCCCCACAAUUAGCUGCAAGUCCACCAAGUGCCCUCAUACCGUCACAGGGACAGACAGAAAUUACUCCUCUUCCGCUGCUUAUUCCUGAUUUAGAGUGAAGGACAUGAGAGAAGCAGCCCAAAUAUAUGGACUUGAGUGAACAGGUAAUUUUGCCUGUUUAGCCUCCCAUUCAUCCCUGUUUCCUCAAAAAGGGGAAAACUUCAGAAAAGGCGUAGCUAUGACCUUGAGUGCUUAUGAGUGCAGCAACCUCAGGAGUUGGUUUGUAGAGCUCAGGAGAUGCAGUCUCAGCUGGAAUAUCUGGAGUGUGGGACUCUGUAUUUCUAGGCAAAAGCCCUGUGGUUUUGGUUCCCCUUAUUCCCCAUGAGCAUACUGGAUAUAACAUGGUAUGGUUUGGAACUGGUGGUAUUUUAUGCCCUGUCAGUACAGUGUGAGCAGCUAAAAGAAAUAUGUUGAAUAUUAUGAUGCAAUUUAUAUUUAAUUUGAAACUUUCAGUUCUUUGACCAGCCAUUUUAUCUUUAAAAGGGGAUGUAAUUACAUACAGUUCCAAGUGGGAACACAAGUAUCUUCCUAGAUGUUAUAAGUUUGAAAGCCUGAAUAGCUACAAAAACAUGAGAGUAGUUUUCUCAAAAAUUCGUUUUCUUCUUUUUUUUUUUAAUAUACCUUAUUAAUUCGUAGCAUUCACCAUUCAUUAUGGCUCUGAUCCAGCAAAAAAAUAUGUAUGUACAUUUAUAUACUUAAGUAAUGUACUUAAAAGUAACACAUAUAUGUAAGUAUUGGACUGCAUCCCAUCUGCAUUCAAAAAAGGGUUCCUUUGCACAAAGAGUAAUUUCUGUGCUGAAUUUUUUCCCCAUGGAUUCAGUGAUCAUUCUAACCAGAACAGCACAAAGUAUUAUAGCACUUGACUACUCCCCUGUGGCAUCCACAUGUUGCUGCUUACAUAUUUGUCGAUGGAGGAAAGCUUUCACUUUCAAAUAUAAUUAAAAUACAAAAUAUUUUGUGGACAUGCUCAAAGAUACAUUCUAACUCUUCCUGCCAUUCACUUAUUUUAUGAAUUUCUGUGUGGAAAUCUGUGUUUUAUGUGGGGAGAUACAUUAAAUAAGGGCUUCUUUCUGACCUUAAAGCCAAUAAAACACAUUAAGUAAUGCUGUAAGUUCAGGUUGUGCCCUUUCACAGAAUUUGGACCUAGAAAAUCAGAUGACAAAUUUUUGGUAUCCCACAAAACUGGAGCAGAGCACUAACUGCUCUCUGUAAAUCCAGACUGGAUGGCUGGGGGAGGGGUCAGCAUCUUCUGUACUGUUCUGGCGGGUUUUUCCCCCCAAAUGCCUGAAUUAUUGCUGCCUUACUGCACUUCCUGUGUGUAAUGCCACAGCUCUUCGUGGUGUUAUAUUGACAUAAAACUGAUGUUACAUAGGUAUAAAGUGUCUUAGUGUUAUUUUGAAGCCAGAUUCUCAGCCUCAUCAGUCCCAUGAUCAGGCUGAAGAACUGGGCCGGUUCCUUGGUCUGGACAUAAACAAGCCGGCGCUUUAGCAAGCGUGUGUGAGCUAAGUGAUAUCAAGUCCUUGUUUAGAUUUUAUACUGCUCACUGGUUCCUACUACUCUUUUGGGAGAUCAAAGACCAAAUAUUUGCUAAGCAAGUCCAUCUUUUUCUGUUUUCUCAGUUAUGUGACUUUUAUAAUGGCAUAGGAGAUGCCAUGCUGCGGUGUCUGGGCUCCCCCAGCUGAAGCCACCCAGCUGUGGUUGCUUUCCAGGGGAUUAAAAUACGUGGUAAUGGAGAUUUACCUGGACUGCAAUCUGCAUCGGCAUUGCAUUGGUCAGAGUGUCUGCCCCUUGUAGAUUAAACUUGUAUCAACACAUUUUAGUUUCCUCACAUACUGGAUUUGAUUUUAUAGACAUUUUUAUCCUUAGAGUGCUUAGAAGCUGAACAGUCGGCAUCAUGGUGGUAGAUUCAUUCUUUGGUAUAGAAUUAGGGCAUUCUUUUUUUCUUAUAACAUCUUGUUUCACGGAUAACAAUUCAUAAAGGUUACGUGUAAUGUUGCAGAGUAGAGAUGCAGAGCUUGCAGUGUGGGGGCCUCGAUAUGGCAAGAGUUCACAUGAUUAUUUUUCUUUACAUCAAACAUCACUAGUACGUUAUUAUGUGGCCAAAGGUUUGAAAGCCUACCUGAUCCUCAGGAAAGAAAUUUUCCUUAUCCUUUCCACAGAAUAGAUCAUGUAAAUUAAGGAGGACAGCUAACUCUAUCCAUACCCCAUAGCCAUAUCCAUUACAUUUACUAGAGUUAAUAACUGUAGUUUUUAGCAAUCUUCCCCCACUCUAGACCUCCAGAUACGCUAUUUUCUUUUGACUUAAUGCAGCCUUCUAAACAGAGACUUAGCUCUGCAAGUUCAAAGUAGUUCCAAACUUUUCUUGGUUUCAAGCAUUAUGAAAUAGAUACUUAUUUAUUCAGGUUCCACUCUACUCUUCCAAUUAUUACGUUAUCCAUUGUGUGUACUGUGUUUUCUAUUUUUUUUCUAUCUCAAACCAGUUAUCCCGAUGUUACCCUGUAACAACAUUUUGUUCAUAAUAUAGAACAGGUGAAAAGCUUUGGAAUUCAUGAAGGGCUACAAAAACAUUGUUCACCUUGAGGAAGGGUGAGCCAGCUUGAUAAUCUUUGGACAAAUGACUAAACAACACUGUGGUGCUAAUAGGUACUGAGGUAUUUUAUGAUUUACACUAUGACUCAAAUGACGUACUCAAGGCAUGUCAAUGAUGCAACUGCAUGUGUUUUUGUUCUUGAAGUCUGGACUGCUCCAGCAAAGACAGUGUUUGUUAUUCCUGAUGGGCCAAUUCCUACCUAACUCUUCUGUGGGAAAGUAAUCUCAGGAGGCAGUAUAGGAUUUGUCCCAGCGCUAACACCUAAGGUAAAAGCUAUACAGACCACAGAAAUCUUAUGUGGGAUGUAUUCAUCGUGCUAUAACAUGUUACUUUAUUUAGUGGCUUUGCUUAAGCAGAGGCUGAAAAUAAAUUCUAUAGUAAUGACAAGAAACAAAACACUGGGCUAAAUUGUGGGACUCCUUAACUGAGCAACAUUAGUAAACUGAGGAUUCAGAUCUGAAAUAUUAAUGUUCUUCCAUGGAACACCAGAAAGAGAGGGGUAGAAUAAGAGCAGGUUCUAGCUCUAGCAGUGGAAAAAGGCCAAAUCUGGUCAACUUUAAAGUGAGCUAUGAUUUAAAACAGUGUUUUGGUUUUAAGAUCUUGAAGACAAUAUUUUUCCCUUCCGUUUUGAACUCUGAAAGGUAAUUAUUUUGUGUUAUUGUGCCUGGACUGCUCAUACAGAGAAGGCAUCUCUGUCCUAAAUAGAAUUAAGAGGUACACCUCUGACUGAUAGGUCAGAAAUUGAACCUCUUUAACAAAGGUACAUUUGGAAACAUGGAGGGAAAUUUCAAAACAAACAAAAAAAAAGUACAAAAUCAUCCUGAACGGAGUUUCUAUACAAAGAAAAAAGAAUUUGAAGUGAGUGUGAUCCAUGGUUGAGUGAAGCCUUUCCUCAGAGAAGACCUGUUUUCCCCAGUUGAGCAAAUGGGAGUUCUGCCCUGGGCUGCAGUACGUAUUGCUACCAAAUGUUUGAAGCAGAGCAGCAACAGAAUAGUCUGGGUAGUAUGUAAGGAGCAUGGAGCGGGCACACUGCCUGUAAAUGUUUAGUUUUUAAAAAACUCAUUAUUGAGCAAAUAUGUAGAGUAUUAAGAAAAUUUGUAGAGUAUGUCUGACCGUAUGAGUGUGUGGGUGCUGUGCUGUGGUAAAAAGAGACUAAUUGGUUUAUGCAGUUUGUUUUGCAUACUUUAGGCUCCUGUAUGGGGUUUUUUAAUUGAUAUUUAUUUCUCAGCAGAGCUUAGAAUAAUUUUAAAGCUGUGUAACACAUCAUUUAAUGAAAUCUAUUGUCAGCAUCUGUUGUAAACAUGUGUUUACAAAACAAACUCUUGAAUACUUGAUAUUUGGAAAUAAAAUAUAGCAUAUCAA
This is a messenger RNA of Columba livia (rock pigeon), 11016 nucleotides long. It is a transcript of the gene SLCO5A1, whose product is annotated as solute carrier organic anion transporter family member 5A1. Gene Ontology annotation, biological process: sodium-independent organic anion transport; transmembrane transport. The transcript is spliced from 10 exons. Gene Ontology annotation, cellular component: plasma membrane. Bases 816 to 3401 code for a protein of 861 amino acids. Gene Ontology annotation, molecular function: protein binding. NCBI's taxonomy places the organism in Eukaryota, Metazoa, Chordata, Aves, Columbiformes, Columbidae. The record is from RefSeq and is a predicted model, not a curated record.